AAUAAAGUGUGUUUGAAAAAUAGGCGCGCGUAAUUUUUCUUUUUCACAUUUGAUUAAAGUUUUAUCAAUGUCUAUUUUUAUGCAAAUGUGAUUCCAAGAAAAUGGGAUCAUAUAAAAUUCGUCGUUUGCAUUUACCAGAAAAUAUUGCGGGAAUAUUAGAAAAGAAUAAUUUAAAUACGUGCAAGGAUGUGCUAUCUCUUAGCAAGUUAGAGUUGCAGUCACUGUUAGGAAUUAAUCGAAAUAAAAUAGAAAAUUUGUUACAAGAAAUAUCUAAAAAAUGUAUUACAGAUCCUCAAACUGUUUAUAAUAUUAUUAAAAACCAAGAGUUAGCAUCAACUAAUGUUUACUUGCCAUUAUCGUUGCCUUCUCUUGAUCUAUUACUUCAAGGUGGUUUACCAUUUGGUAGCUUAACUGAGUUUACAGGCCCACCUGGAGUAGGAAAAACUCAGUUUUGUUUCAUGUUGAGCUUACUUGCUGCCCUGCCUUCUCCCUUGGGCUUAGAAGGAAAUGUUAUUUAUAUUGAUACUGAAUCAGCCUUUUGUGCUCAAAGGAUUCGAAGUAUUGCUUUGAAGAGAUUUCCUCAAAUAAUUAGAAAAGAUAAUGAUGUUAUUCCAUUCUUGCAAAGAAUUUUAGUGCAUAAAGUCAAUUCAGUUAUUGGAUUAAAAGAAGUUGUUCUUCAACUGGAAAAAGAAAUCAUCAGAAAGCAAGUUAAAAUAGUAAUUGUGGAUUCUAUUGCAUCAUUGAUAAGAAAAGAAUUUGGAACUGAUGACAUUAGCAGCAUAAUGGAAAGAAAUAAAAUCCUGGUGGAGCAAGCAGCUAUUCUAAAAGAUUUAGCUCAAACAUACAAUAUAGUAGUAUUCCUUACAAAUCAAAUUGUAUCUCAUCUCAUUGAGAUCAAUUCUAUUCUUCCAGAUGAUUCUGUUGAUGAUGAAGAUAAUAUUGACUGUAAUCUUCAAGUUUUAGGUAGUACAGUCCCACCUGCUCCAGUUCAGAAGAAGCCGAAAUUUCAAGGGGUGGAUGCAGAUCACGUGAUUCCCGCCUUAGGAAAUACGUGGUCUCAUUGUGUGAACACUCGCCUUGUCGCCCAGUUCCUGGAUUCAACUGUUCGCCAGCUAACCAUUGUGAAAUCUCCUCUGGCACCCAAUGCUGCUGUACGAUACAUCAUAAACGAAUCGGGGAUUGUCUUAACUGAUGAUGACAUUGAAUUUGUAAAUGUAUUGAAGAAUGAUCACCAAAACAUUCUGACAAAAAAUAACUUCCUCACGACAGAAAUGACUGGAACAGGAGUUGUUUUCACUGCUCCUUCAACUAAAAAUAAUCUGUGAUUAUCUUUUGGUACCGCUUCUUGAAAAAUUAUCGGUGAAAAUAAUGUUUAACAUUUGUAUAUAUAUUUAUA
Messenger RNA from Argiope bruennichi, 1396 nucleotides. RefSeq names its product DNA repair protein RAD51 homolog 2-like. Gene Ontology annotation, cellular component: Rad51B-Rad51C-Rad51D-XRCC2 complex. Gene Ontology annotation, molecular function: ATP binding; ATP hydrolysis activity; ATP-dependent DNA damage sensor activity. The transcript is spliced from 10 exons. Gene Ontology annotation, biological process: double-strand break repair via homologous recombination. The coding region runs from base 102 to 1325 and encodes 407 amino acids. NCBI's taxonomy places the organism in Eukaryota, Metazoa, Arthropoda, Arachnida, Araneae, Araneidae. The record is from RefSeq and is a predicted model, not a curated record.